AUGGCCACGUCAAACAAGAUCCACUUACGUCUAGCGACCAACGAAGACGUGGACAGCAUCGUCCACGUCAUGUCUCGUUCUUUCCAACACAACGCCGCAUUCGUGGACAUCUUCUACCCGGACCACGACACCCCCUCAGGCCACGCUCAAGCCAUCCAAACCUUCCAAUCCUACUGGCAAAACUACAAAUCCCACGCCGAUCUGGUCGUCGCCACCACCACCACCAAAGACUCGGAAGAAAUCAUCGGCUUCGCCCUCUGGACGUACAUGUCCUCGUCCAUCAACCUCUCCCCGCCAACACUGGCCUUCUCGCCCUUCGCCAAGACCGAAGACGACGCGGAGUUCGCCAAGCAAGUCUGGAAAUCAUUCGUCGUCCCCCGCCGCUCCGCCGUCCUAGAAGCCGAGAAAUCCCACCCGGGAACCGGCCUCUGGGUCCUCGAGUAUCUCGCCGUGGAUCCUGGACAUCAACGUAAAGGCGCGGGCAGAGAGCUGGUUCAGUGGGGUUUGGAUAAGGCGCGGAAGGAUGCGACGGAGGCGAUUGUUGAGGGGACGCCGCCGGGGCAGCCUUGUUAUAGGGCGUGUGGGUUUAAGACGGUCAUUAAGGAGAUGGAAUAUGUGGUUGAGGAGCGGUUUGAGGGGAGGAGGCUUCCGGAGAUAGCGUUUAUGCGGCAUCCUUGCAGGUAG
Messenger RNA from Zasmidium cellare ATCC 36951, 684 nucleotides. RefSeq lists its product as uncharacterized. Gene Ontology annotation, molecular function: acyltransferase activity, transferring groups other than amino-acyl groups. NCBI's taxonomy places the organism in Eukaryota, Fungi, Ascomycota, Dothideomycetes, Mycosphaerellales, Mycosphaerellaceae. The record is from RefSeq and is a predicted model, not a curated record. The coding region runs from base 1 to 684 and encodes 227 amino acids. The transcript has a single exon.